Molecule: messenger RNA, 1950 nt
Organism: Leptopilina heterotoma
Lineage: Eukaryota; Metazoa; Arthropoda; Insecta; Hymenoptera; Figitidae
Gene: vib
Product: phosphatidylinositol transfer protein alpha isoform
Exons: 6
Coding region: 142-957 (271 amino acids)
Biological process (GO): phospholipid transport
Cellular component (GO): cytoplasm
Molecular function (GO): phosphatidylcholine binding; phosphatidylcholine intramembrane carrier activity; phosphatidylinositol binding
Source: RefSeq, a predicted model, not a curated record
UGAAGCAGCAAAGCAAGCAGCCGUGGCACUACAGUUCGUGUCGGACGAGAGUGUGUAGAUAGUGAAGAGUUUUGCGAAAGUGAGGGUGGUAUAUCCCUAACGAACUUAAAACACGCCAGUCCAUGUGCUCCUCUGAUUAAGAUGCUCAUCAAAGAAUUCCGUGUCACCCUGCCCCUUACCGUUGAAGAGUAUCAAGUUGCUCAGUUAUAUUCUGUAGCGGAAGCUAGUAAAAAUAAUACAGGCGGUGGAGAAGGAAUUGAAGUCCUUAAAAAUGAACCAUUUACGGAUUAUCCUUUAUUAGGGGGAAAAUAUUCAUCAGGUCAAUAUACUUACAAGAUUUAUCAUUUAGCGAGCAAAGUGCCUGCCUUUAUUCGACUCCUACUUCCGAAAAAUUCUUUCGAAAUACACGAGGAAGCAUGGAAUGCCUAUCCAUAUUGUAAAACUGUUAUUACAAAUCCAGGUUAUAUGAAAGAUAAUUUUGUCAUUAUGAUUGAAUCAUUCCACAUUGCCGACACUGGAAACCAACAAAAUGUACACGAACUACCUCCCGAUAAACUCAAGGUUAGAGAAAUAGUGUAUAUAGAUAUAGCGCACGACACAGUUGCCAGUGCAGAUUAUAAGGAGGAUGAGGAUCCAACGAAAUUCAAAUCACAAAAAACGGGACGAGGGCCUCUUAAUACUAAGGAAUGGAAAAAUAAUGUAACGCCAGUGAUGACGUGUUACAAACUCGUCACGUGUGAAUUUAAAUGGUUCGGUUUUCAGACGAGAGUUGAAAAUUUCAUUCAAAAAUCGGAAAGGCGCUUAUUUACCAAUUUCCAUAGGCAGGUAUUUUGUUGGAUAGAUCGCUGGCACGGUCUCACAAUGGAGGAUAUUAGAUCAAUUGAAGAUAAAACUAAAGAGGAAUUAGACAGGCAACGACAUCAAGGGGAAGUUCGAGGUAUGCGCGCCGACGAUUGAGCCUUUGAUAGGUCUUGCUUAAUAAGGUUAAACCAAUUUCGUUCUAAAAAAAGAAAAACACAAAUAAUAAAAAAAGAAAAUAAUAAUAAUACACACGUACAUAAAUUCAAUGCUAUUUCUAAUCCACUUCGAUUGGAAACAAAUUUUUUCAGACUAUAUCUGUCUAGAUUCAGUAUCUGCUGUAUUACUUACAAUUUUAAUUUAUUUACCUUGUCAAACGUUUUUUAGAUAAAUGUACGUAAAAGUCAAAUAGUAACGUUAACAAAACAUUAACACGAAAUGAAAAAAAAAAAUAAUGAGGCGCCGAAUGGCUUUAGCUCUUAAACGAUAAAGCAAAGUCUCUUCGACAUUUUAAAAAAAAAAAAUUCAGUAUAGAUAUUUGAUUAUUAAUAAUUUAUUGAUAGUCUAGUAGUUGAAUGAUAAUAAUAUAUCUAUUAACGUUUGUUAAACAAGCAGAUGAAACAUGCUCGCGCUGCAAGACGCAUAAGUGAUUUAAACGAAUGAAUGUUUUCAAAUGGCAAAUUCAGAAAGAAGUUUUAUGAAAUAGUUGUGAUUUUAAAUUUAAUGAAAACAAGCUACUGUUUCAAUUCUGGAAGUGUUUAAGGUAUAAUAAUAGUAAUUAUAAUAAUAAUUAAAUAAUAAUUGUAGGUUAUAAAAUUAAUGAAAACCAAGCAGUCAAUGAUGCACUUAUUUUUAUCUCAUAGGAGAAAAUGGAAAAAAAAAUUAUUUAUCUGCUUGAAGUAUAAAAAAAACACCGUUUGUGCAAUUGUGUUUACAGACAUUUAGAGGGUUUAAUUAAUAUCAAUUUUAAGAGAAAUACAGUGCCCUUGCGAUCCUUGUGGUCCUUGUGAUUAUAUGUUUACUAGGAAAAACUUAUAACAGUUUUUUUUAGCGCAGCCUUAUUUUUACAUUUUAAUUUAUUUCGCCCAAAAAAACAAUUUCUUUUGCAUUUGAAACUUGUCAAAUAAAGAUAGAAGUUGAAGUUACCUUAAA